CCACACAUGUACGCUCUCAGCAGCAGAUUAUGGACGUGACCUUUGUGACGUGAAGAUGUCCAGGAUCUUCUAAGAGAUGGACCUCCUGUGGAACGAUGACCCUGAGGAGCUGCUGCUGGAGCUGGGCUUUGGCUGUGACGAGCCGGAUCUCUCUGGACGUAUCCCUGCGCGCUUCAUCAACUACCAGUCCCAGGCCCGUGGCAUCAACCUCAAUGUGUUCUUAGACGCCCAGAGGAGCCGCAUCGAUCUGGAGAACCCCGAUGUCGGCAACCGCUUCAGGCAGGUGGAGGUUCUGCAGCAGGUGUCCGUGGCCUUCUCCUCUUUGGGCGGGCCCCACAAGGGCCCCUACACCAGAGACAUGUCCCCUGAGGCCCGGGAGAGACGCAGGCGGAUGGGCAUGCUGUUCCGAAGGGCCUCCAAGAAGUCCCUGAGCCAGCUCCACAGCCCCAUCCCUCAGGAUCUAACUGUGGCUACUGCUAUCACUGCACCCGGAGUCUAUCCCAAAGCCCUGGAACCCAUGUACGGGCCUGAGGAGAGGAAGGUCCCAUUUAAGAGGGUCAAACUGCAGGACACAGUGAGCCUCAGUCCCUUUGUGGAGGAGGAGGGAGAGGAGGCAGAGGCCCAGGCAGGCACCAACUCAUCUGAGCACGCUGGAGAGGGAGAGCCCAGGACUGUCCGAGAGCGCUUCCUGGACAGAGUUCUGCAGAGGAAGAGGAGUCUGCAAAUGAGGGAGUCCUUUGAGAUGGAGGAGCUGGGCAGCUUUGAUGACAGCAGCGCCGCGGGACAGGACCUUGCAGGGACACACUUUGGUGGAUCAGCGAGGGGUCUGAUCCGAGUCAACAGCUGCCAGUCGGACAGCAGUGGGUUCCUGGAGGACCCGUUGAUCCCAGCCAUGCCCCAGGACACCUCCCCAGCUCCAGAUCUGCUCAAGGCUCUCUCUGCUCUUUCUGGAGGAAGCACUGACAGUCACCCUGGAGACAUGCCCACACAGACCUCCCUCUCUUCUCCCACGGCCAUGGACCACAUGCCUGAAUUUCUUCCUGGACUUGGGUCUCCACCGGCUUCAAACCUACCGCAGAUUCCAACAACAACCUUGGAUUCUGGUGCUCCUUCAAAUCUCCAGGCCGGAGAACUGGUUCCUCAAGAGAAUGGGCUUGACAGUGAUGAUGUCUUAUUACCACCUGAUAAUUCUUCACCUAUGACUGAAUCAUUUGCAGUUGAUCAACAAAAGACUGCAGCUGAAAAGAGGUCUUCAGACAUAGACAAUAUCCAUAAGACAUCAGAUUUAGAAGAAAAAAAUCCGUACUUUAUUCCUUCUCCAAAAAGGGAAGUUGAUAGUAAUUCUUCCAUCUAUUCUACUGAUUUUGAUGAAAUUCUGCCUCACCAAACCUCAAAGUCCAGAGAAAAAGUCUUCCAAUCUUUGGACAGGAUGAAUAUUCCUGGCGUGACACAUUUUCUAAGUCGUCAAGAUUCAUUUGAAACUGUCAAUGAUGAAGGACCUGUGCAAGAUAUUUUAGAGGUAAAAAAAAUUGUAAGUGAUCCAGAGAGUCCAAGAUUGCCGUCAGAAGAUGUCUACCUUGAGACAGAUAUUGAAUGGCAGGAAGAACCGCAAGACACAGUUGUUGAAGAAUGGCAAGAAGAAAGUUUUCAUAAAGAUUGUUUAAAUGAAAAGAAUGUUGUUGAAGAUGUUCCUGGUCAUGAAGAAUUGAGCCCAAAACUGACAGAGCUGAUCGAGGUUGAGAGCUUGGAUGAUGUGUUUGAAACAUCGGUGGAUAAUUCCGAAGUAGACUCUGAAGAUGUGGAGACAUUCUUUGAGGAGCUGAAUUCUAUUGGACUAGUGUACUGGGCGGAACCAGUCCAGGUCGUAGAUUCAAGCCCUCAGUCUGAAAGUUUGGAGGGUCUAGACAUCAUCGAAGAAUAUUCCGAACUGGCUAUGGAGUCCGAUCUUGGUGAUUUUCCACCAACACCUAGACCUUUGUUACCAAAUGAUAGAACCUUCAGAGAUUCCAUGGAGUUCAUCACAUACAACACUGAAGAUAAGUCCUCUUCAAUGUCCCUUACAGACUUAGAGGACAAACCAUCCAAGCAUUCUAUCUCCGCCCAGAUGCUGUCCUCGUCCUCUUCUCACAUUGUCCAUAGAAAGGAUGUUCCUUACAUGGACAACCCCAAGCACGUAGCCCUCCCGAGGAGGUUCAAACUGGACACCACCAACCCUUUCCGUGCGGUGCAAUCAUGGACAGAUCUCCACAUUCAAUACAAUCCAAAUGUCAUGAAGUCCAGGCAGGUCUCCACCAGUGCUGGCGCUAGUCUGAACAGGCCCUCUGAUAACUACUGGCCUCCUCAUCGAGCGAGGGCUCACGAGUGGCAGUCAGAUGAUUGUCUCCACAGGACGUCCAAGGAGGAGGAGUCUCAGGCAAUCUCCAGGGAUACGGGUCUGUGGGCGGAGGGUGAGGACGAGGAGGUGGACAGGGCUGGAGCACAGGGGAGUGGACAGACAUGCACCUGUGACCACAAGUGUAACUGCAGAAAACAGGGCAGCCAACAGCGCAUGUUGUCUCAGAGGGAGCUGGAGGAGCUGCUUCUGCACCUGCACAGGUUCUCCUCUAUGCUGGGACUCAUGGAGGAACAUCUGACAGAGGAGCAGACAGCAGUGUACAGCGCCCUCUCCCACCAGGACAGGGAGCGUGUGGCUGAGCUGCUGCGGCUCAGACAGGCUGUGAGGCAGGAGGCUGUGGAGCUGGAGAAGCAGCUGUCUGACCUGGUGCACCACGAUGACCGCAGCCUCUCUCUGAACAUGCUCCGUCUCCUGGAUGAGCAGUCACUCCUCUGCUCCCAGCUGCGGCUUUCUUCCCAAGGGCCCCAGGAGGCUCACAGAAAGACAGUGGCCACACAGUGCAGUCUGCAAAAGGGACCCCCACAGCCCCACGGUGUGACCGCUGGGCCCCCCUCACUACAGCCAGCUCCAUCUCACCCGGCCCUAGGCUGUGCUCCGGCUAAAAGUGACAAACUGCACGUGGUUGGAUUUUUACACAGACUGACACAUUCAAUUCGACAUUAGCAAAGCACCGACUCAAAGGACGAUCAGCUGGUGGGACUUAUCAGGAUGAAGAUGUUCAAGACAUUAUA
Periophthalmus magnuspinnatus is the source of this 3126-nucleotide messenger RNA. It is a transcript of the gene itprid1, whose product is annotated as ITPR interacting domain containing 1. The transcript has 10 exons. NCBI's taxonomy places the organism in Eukaryota, Metazoa, Chordata, Actinopteri, Gobiiformes, Gobiidae. The record is from RefSeq and is a predicted model, not a curated record. Gene Ontology annotation, molecular function: signaling receptor binding. Bases 77 to 3058 code for a protein of 993 amino acids.